Molecule: messenger RNA, 1435 nt
Organism: Leopardus geoffroyi (Geoffroy's cat)
Lineage: Eukaryota; Metazoa; Chordata; Mammalia; Carnivora; Felidae
Product: peptidyl-prolyl cis-trans isomerase E-like
Exons: 3
Coding region: 207-947 (246 amino acids)
Biological process (GO): protein peptidyl-prolyl isomerization
Cellular component (GO): intracellular membrane-bounded organelle
Molecular function (GO): peptidyl-prolyl cis-trans isomerase activity
Source: RefSeq, a predicted model, not a curated record
AUAAAGGCCGGAUCUAAAGUAGAUUCUUCUAUUUCCUGCCUUCCCCAGUUAAUGCCGCUAUGUAUUUGUGAUCUCUAUUCUGAGUGCCUUCCAAACAUCCGCCGCAGGCCACUGGCCGGGAGCAUAGCGGCUGCGCCAGCGAGCGAGAGGUCGGGUCCGGGGGCGGGGCCUGGUUUCGGCUUCCGGCGGAAGAGCCAGGGAGCAAGAUGGCUGCCAUUAAGACCGUGUUGUUCGUUGCCGAGCUAGCGUGGGUUUCUCUUGUGGCUCUGCCCCCUCAGCCUGUGAGCAGCGCCCGCGAUUUGACGGCUCUGCUGGUCCUGGCGCUGCCCAGAGCCCUUUCCCUCUAUGAUCUUGGUCUCGGAGAGUUGGUCCAAAUGCUUGCUCAAGGCUUCAUGGUAAGAAGAGAAACCCCAGGAAAGCUCCCCUUUCAGCUUCCCAGAAGCUGUAGGACUCUGGACUUUGGGAAGAAAUGGGGACAAAACACAGCCCCGUCCUCAGUCCUCAGCAGAGGCCCCGGCUCCACAGGUCCCCAAGUCACGUCCCCCUGGACCUCAUGCUUCGCUGAGAAACGUCAGAGCCACUCUCCCGGGGGCUCGCAGAACCACGGUUCCCAUGUCCAUCUGAGCGCUCCGAGGCCCGAGUUCUCCCUUCCACCCCAUACGUUCUGGGGGUGUGGAUGGAUUUAUGACCCAGCAGAUUGGAGCAGCCACCAGCACGUAGCCAGGGCUUGCUCUGCCCAGCACUGCCAAGAGCAGGGCACUAACUGUCCCCUGACAUCCACAAACGAGACCCCGGGUUCAGUGGGGCAGAGACAUCUGGCCAAAGUCCUGGAGCCGCGGUUCAGUCAGAUCCCAAGUUCUUACCCACUGAAGGUCUUACUCCCGGGUUUGUGGGUUAAAAAAGAGAGAAAAGGCUGUGGGCUGGACAUGAUGGGGACCUCCGGCUAGGAAGAGGGACACCUCUGAAAAUGGGAUUUGACCCCACAGCUGCUUAGAGAUGAGGAUGCCCUGAGAAACACACUCACGAUCCCUGGAAAUGUCGACUCCACCAAUGAAACCAACUUCCUGUACCUCUUUGUAUUUCCAAAUGACCUCUUGAUUUCUUAACUGUCAAAGUAACACAAGGGCAACUGUAAGGUAACCUCUGGGGAAGAAAUACCACUCAGAAACCUCUGCCCACCCCAACACAUCGUUUUCAUCUUUCUGGAAUAUUUUCAUGUCACCUGAACUUUUACACAAUGGUCAUCUUAACAAAGAAGUCUGUAUGUUUUCCAACUUUUUCACAUAAACAUGUUCACUGCUGUUAAAAUGUCUCCACUAUGAACGUUUCAAAUGCAUAAAAUUCCUUUGAGAAAAUGUACCAUAAUAUUUAGAGAUUAGCUUAACUUUAGACAUUUAGGUUAUUUCCCGGCUUUCAUUAAAAGACGAGAAAGGGG